Messenger RNA from Schistocerca americana (American grasshopper), 1320 nucleotides. RefSeq names its product centrosomal protein of 78 kDa-like. The record is from RefSeq and is a predicted model, not a curated record. The transcript is spliced from 7 exons. Bases 1 to 1320 code for a protein of 439 amino acids. Gene Ontology annotation, cellular component: centrosome. Lineage: Eukaryota; Metazoa; Arthropoda; Insecta; Orthoptera; Acrididae.
AUGACGUCGACAGAUGCCACGUACGAUAACUACCAUUACCAGCAAGACCAAACUGACGAUAUAACAGUAAACUGUGCCGCGGUCGCAACCCGACAAACAACAAAAAGUUCAAACGAAAUUAGAGAUUUAAAAACUGCAAUAGGGGAUUUGCGAACGCAGCUACGCACGCUGCAGCGACCAGAAGUUAUCUUUAAGCUCAAGAGAGACCGGGCUGGGCGUGAAACACGAAGUCAACAAGAGGACGAGCGUAAGAAAAUGGUUGGCCCUGCCCCAGAUAAAAAAAUUUCUACUUCAAACUUCUUCUCUGUUUAUGAUGAGCUCUGUAGAAAGAGAAAGAUGAUGCCACUUCGUAAUGUUAAGGAACAUGCCUGGAGAAAGAGCAUUGAUUUUUAUACUGAUCGAAUAAAGUGUGAUGAAUGGAUUCCUAUUAUAGAGGCAAUUGCCACUGACCGGUCAUUGCAUUAUGUUGCUAUAAGAAGUCGUUAUGAGAAAAAGGGAGAUAUAGAAGAGUUUAAUACACGAGAGAGAGCCAGUAAAGCAACUGGGAGGCCAGCUAUACAAACAAAGUUUGUGAUGGAUCUUCUUCUCAGAGCUCUUCAUAACUGUAUUUCCAGAUCUACACAUCUGACAUGUCUAGUACUGGAAGGUCUUGCUCUGACAGAAGAAUACUUAUCUUUGUUGUGUGCUGGCAUUUCGAAGUGCUGCUCCCUGCAAAACAUUUCAUUUCAUCGAUGUUGCUUAGGUGAUGCUGGCUGUGAAAUGAUAUGCAACACUAUUAAGAACUCACCUAACAUACGGACAAUAGGAAUGUCUGGAUGCAAUAUAAGUGAAAAAGGAGCAUAUCACCUGUACCUCUUACUAAAGGAAAAUCAUAUAUUUGAACAUUGGAUGCUUGAGUACAAUGAAAAUUAUAAUGAGCAUCAGCAGAUGGAAAGGUAUAAUGAAUCUUGGGUACAGUCACUACGCUAUCGAGCAAUUGAUGGUGCCAUGCUGGGAGGUGUGAGGCGCAUAACAUUGAAUGACAACAAAGAAUUGGGAGAUGCAGGAAUUGCUCAUUUUAUUGAGAUCCUGAAGGAUGAUUUUUGGCUGAAAGCCAUAGAUCUUCAGAAUUGUGGAAUAACUGACCACGGUGCAUUUAGCAUACUUCAGAUGUUGGAAAUCAAUAAUGUAUUACUUGUGGUGGACAUAAGAAACAAUCGUUACAUCAGCAGUUACAUUGAAAAUGAGAUAAUGAAAACACUGGCGAGAAACAACAUGCAGAAUUUAGAUGAAUCAAAGGAGGUAGGAAAAAGAAAUUGUAUAACAAUUGCAAUUCUGUAG